CCGCCUGUCUCGGCCUCCUCCUCCUCGCCGCACGCCAGCCUAGCCGGCUCUUUGGCUUUUUCGAAGGUGGCGCAGAGGAGGUGGCCGAUCCGGCGCCGCCCGCUGCUCACGCCGAUCCGCUGACGGCGCGAUUCUCUCGAGCAAAUCCCGACACGCUGCUGAGGAGGCGGGACGGCGUCGAGCCGCCGACUCCGCGCAGCACCGAUACGAGCGGCGCCUUGUCUUUGACCAAGUGGGUGUGGGUCUUGUGGCAGGUGGGGUGGGUGUACGGCAAGGAGGACGCCGACGCAAGCCUCGCUGAAGCCGAGUCCGCCUUCGAGAAGGCCGAGACGCACCUCGAGACGGCCGGCGCGUCUCUCGGAGCACAGGCGCUGGGCCCGUUUGCCUCUCGAUCCGCGACGACGCGCGACGCACUCGAAAAGGCACUGCUUCUCGAUGGACUCGACGGCCGCGGUGUCUUUCCCGGAACGGCUGGUGGGGCGGAGUGAGUGGGCAAGGCGGACGCAGCGGCAGGGCGGCAGGCCGGGCAGCUACAGCGGCUAUGUCAACGUCACUCCCACCGACUGGCUCUUUUACUGGUACUUUCGCGCCGACAACACCGGCUCGCGCACGCCCAAGCCGCUGCUCGUCUGGUCCAACGGCGGGCCAGGCUGCUCGGCGAUGGAGGGCGCGACGACAGAGAUCAGCCCGCUGCGGCUGUUCGACAUCAAGCGCGGCUGGGCGAGUGCGACGGGGCAGCUGUCGGACAACGCGUUCGCGUGGAGCGCACACGCGAGUUUGCUCUUCGUCGACCAGCCCAGGUACGUCGGCUACUCGUUCGGCUCUGGCCCGCACGUCACAAGCUCUGCGCAGGCCGGCCAAGACAUGGUGGCGUUUCUGAUCGGCUGGCUCCGCCUCUUCCCAGAGCACGCGCAGGCCGACGUCAUCCUCGCGUCGGAGAGCUAUGGCGGGCACUACGUCCCCGCAUGGUCGGACGCCAUUCUGGCGCACAACGACGGCGCGGCGGCAGAGGAGCGGAUCCGGCUCCGCGGCUUGCUGAUCGGGAACGGCAAGAUCAACCAGCGCUUCGCCAGCAACGACAACUUCGAGGCCUUCCUCUCGCAGGCCCACCUGCUGCCGCCCGGGCGGGCGGCGUCGCAGCGCGCGCCGUGGGAGAACGAGUACAGCUGGCGUGUGCGGUCUCAGCUGCUGGGCGAGGCGGCGCAGUACCUCGGUUACACGCCAAACGGUUACGACUACCGCGUGCGCGCGCUGGCGUGCCCCGCCUGCGUGCAGUACAACUAUACCGCGUGGAGCAGCUGGUUCCUGACGGACGAGGUGAGGCGGGCGCUUCACGUCUGUGGAGACGCGGGCCGCGGUGCCUUCGCCGGCUCUGCGGCGGGCUGCAUCCGCAUGCCGGGCUUCAGCGACGACUCAGUCGGCGACGGCCACUCGGAGGCGCUCGGCCGCAGCCUGGACCGAGGCGUCAAGGUGGCGCUGCUGUACGGCAAGCAGGACUCGGUCUGCGACUUUGUGCAGGGCCUCGCCACCGCGGAUCACUUGCCGUGGUCGGGCGCCGCCACAUUCCGAUCCGCAACGAUGGCGCCGCUGCGGCUGCUCGGCGCGGAGAUUGGGCAGUGGAAGGCGAGCGGCGGGCUGUCCUGGUACCAGAUCGACGGCGCGGGCCACAUGGUGCCGCUCGACGCGCCUGCGGCGGCGCUGGGUGUGCUGGAGCGGCUGGCUGCCUAA
Messenger RNA from Emiliania huxleyi CCMP1516, 1728 nucleotides. RefSeq lists its product as hypothetical. The record is from RefSeq and is a predicted model, not a curated record. The coding region runs from base 436 to 1728 and encodes 430 amino acids. NCBI's taxonomy places the organism in Eukaryota, Haptophyta, Isochrysidales, Noelaerhabdaceae. The transcript has 4 exons. Gene Ontology annotation, molecular function: serine-type carboxypeptidase activity. Gene Ontology annotation, biological process: proteolysis.